Messenger RNA from Striga hermonthica, 1500 nucleotides. The record is from the annotation of a GenBank genome assembly. Lineage: Eukaryota; Viridiplantae; Streptophyta; Magnoliopsida; Lamiales; Orobanchaceae.
AUGGGUACUCGAUCAGAAGGCAAAAAGGAGGAAACUUUGAAUGAGCCCAUUAUCAGUCUAUCUUCCAGGAAAGAUGAGAAUUUUGAGGAAUGGUACUCCGAGGUUGUUGUUAAUGGAGAGAUGAUUGAGUAUUAUGACAUACCUGGCUGCUAUGUAAUGAGACCGUGGGCAAUCUCGAUUUGGGAGAUCAUGAAAGAGUUUUUUUAUGCCGAAAUCAAGAAAAUGAAAAUUAAGAACUGCUACUUUCCUCUCCUCGUGUCUGCUGAUUUUCUACAUAAGGAGAAAGAUCAUAUAAAGGGAUUUGCUCCUGAGGUUGCAUGGGUUACAAGGUCUGGCGAAUCUGAACUAAAGCUGCCCAUUGCGAUUCGUCCGACCAGUGAAAGUGUCAUGUAUCCAUAUUUUUCCAAGUGGAUUAGGGGCCACCGUGACUUACCUUUGCAGUUUAAUCAGUGGUGUAAUGUUGUCAGAUGGGAAUCCAGAAAACCAACCCCGUUUAUCAGGAGUUGUGAGUUUCUGUGGCAGGAAGGACAUACAGCUUUUGCAACCAAAGAAGAAGCGGAUAACGAGGUGCUUGACAUCUUAGAACUAUAUAGACGCAUAUACGAAGAGUUCUUGGCUGUUCCUGUUAUUAAGGGCAAGAAAACCGAAAAUCACAAGUUUGCUGGUUCACUCUAUACAAAUACUGUUGAGGCUUUUAUCCCCAACUCUGGACAUGGAUUGCAAGGUGCAACCUCAAACUGUUUGGGCCAACAUUUUGCAAGAACAUUUGAAAUAAAUUUCGAGAAUGAGAAGGGCGAAAGUGUCAAUGUCUGGCAGAAUUCUUGGGCUUACACCACCAGAACAUUAGGGCUGAUGGUAAUGGUUCAUGGUGAUGAUAAAGGCUUGGUCCUCCCUCCUAAAGUGGCUUCCCUUCAAGCAAUUGUUAUCCCUAAUGUGUCCUCUUUCAGUACGAAUUUCCAGGCUAUCUUUGACGAAUGUGAAGCAAUCGUAAAAAAUCUGACUGAGGCCGGUAUUCGUGCUGAUUUUGAUCUUAGAGAUAAUUAUUCGUACGAGUGGAAAAACUCUCAUUGGGAGAUGAAAGGGGUGCCUCUCAGGAUAGGAAUAGGACUCGAAGACUUGGCAAAUAAGAAGGUUCGUGCAGUUAGACGUGAUAAUUUUGAAGAAAUUGAUAUUCCUAUGGCAAAUUUGGUCGAGCAAGUUAGAAACUUGCUCGAUCAUAUCCAACAAAAUCUCUUUGAAGUUGCCAAACAAAAGCGGGAUUCAUGCAUUCGAGUUGUUCAUAGCUGGGAAGAAUUUGAUGAAGCACUUAACCAGAAAAAGCUGAUUUUCGCUCCUUGGUGUGAUGAUGAGGCGGUGGAAAAGGACGUGACAAACCGCACAAACAAUGAUGCAAAGUCUUUGUGUUCUCCACUCGAUCAGCCUCCAAUUCCAGAGGGUACGUUGUGCUUUGCUUCUGGAAAGCCUGCUACGAAAUGGACCUAUUGGGGAAAGAGUUUCUGA